Messenger RNA from Manis pentadactyla (Chinese pangolin), 1282 nucleotides. It is a transcript of the gene CLEC17A, whose product is annotated as C-type lectin domain containing 17A. The transcript is spliced from 12 exons. Bases 65 to 1039 code for a protein of 324 amino acids. Gene Ontology annotation, cellular component: plasma membrane. Gene Ontology annotation, molecular function: transmembrane signaling receptor activity. The record is from RefSeq and is a predicted model, not a curated record. NCBI's taxonomy places the organism in Eukaryota, Metazoa, Chordata, Mammalia, Pholidota, Manidae.
GACGGGGGAUAAAAUCUAUUGAGUUCUGGCUGCACCUUUUCAGGCUCCUGGACUAGCUACAGCCAUGCACAUGCUGUAUACUAAUCCUGGUCGUUGGGACUUGCCAGGAACCAGAGAGGAGGAGGAGGAUUAUGAGAAUUCGGCACCACCGUACAAGGACCUUCCUCCCAAGCCAGGUUGGAUGGCUCCACCCAGGCCUCCCAAGGCAGGGAAGAAAACAGAGAACCCCCCACUUCCCUGCAAGACUCCGAAGAUCCCAGGUCUGGACAUCACCCCUGCCACCUGCAGAUCUCCACAACAGGGUGCUGGUGUGGAGUAUCCCCCAUUCCCGCCGUCCCCAGCCACAACUCCAGUGCCUUGGCUCAGUCAGAAGGCUGAGAGUCCGGGGUGCUACCAAGAGGAGAGACUGAUGGUGUACCUGUGUCUGCUGGUGGUGGUGUCAUUGCUCCUGGGCUGCACUGGUCUGGUUGUGAGCCUGAUUAAGUACCAGGAGGUGGUGGAAGAACUGAGGAUGCUGACCUUUCAGCAGAUGGCAUGGCGGGAAAAUGUGACUGGCAUGGCAGGGCUAGCUGGCCUGAAGAAGGACAUUGACCAUGUAAGAGCUGACACCAACCAGUCCCUGGUGGAACUCCGGGGCUUGUUAGACUGUGCCAGGAUCACCUGCCCUGAGGGCUGGCUCUCCUUUGAAGGCAAGUGUUACUACUUCUCCCAAAGCCCAAAGUCAUGGUAUGAAGCCCGGAUGUUCUGCCAGGAGAAUUACUCUCACUUGGUCAUCAUCAGUAGCUUUGCUGAGCAGAACUUUGUGGCCAAAGCUCACGGCUCUCCGCGGGUGUACUGGCUGGGGCUGAGUGACAUUAACCGUGAAGGAGACUGGAGGUGGCUGGACGGGUCGCCUGUCACUUUGAGCUUUUGGGGCCCAGAGGAACCCAAUAACAUCCAAGAUGAGGACUGUGCCAGCAUGGACAAAGGUGGCACCUGGAAUGAUCUCUCCUGUGACAAAACUACGUAUUGGAUCUGUGAGCGGAAAUGUUCCUGCUAAGUCCCAGGACUGAGGCUGGGCAUGGGGUCUGCACCCGAGUGCCCCUUGGUUCUUGGGAAUGAGAGCCUCCUGUUCUUCAUGGAAUUCCCUGCCUCUCCAUGAACUGACAUGGAUGUGCCCAAGCUAAAAGCAGCAGCCUGGAUGAAGCAAGUUCCCUGGGGUGUAAGUCAGACCCUUUCUAGGGUGAAGACAUGGGGACUUGUUCAGCUGGAUGGUAUCGGUCUGUGUACGCUGCUAUAACAG